GGCGGCCAUGGCGGCUGCGCGGCGGCAACGGCGGCUGCGGCGGAGCGCGCGCCCGGCUUUGAAUGAGCGGAGCUGGGGCUGAGCCGGCCGAGCGCGAGCUCGGGGGAAACCGUGUGCGCGCCCGCGCGCCCGCGCGCAGGCCGGCCGAGCGCGUGUGUGUGUGUGUGCGCGUGCGCGCCCGCGCGCGCGCGGCCCGCGGCGGAUCGGAGCCUCCGCCGGGCGGGCGGGCAGGGGGAGGGGCAGGUUUUGGUUCUCGCCAUGGCCAUCACUCAGUUUCGGUUAUUUAAAGUUUGUACCUGCCUAGCGACAGUGUUCUCAUUCCUAAAGAGACUAAUAUGCAGAUCUGGCAGAGGAAGGAAAUUAAGUGGAGACCAAAUAACUUUGCCCACCACAGUUGAUUACUCGUCUGUCCCUAAGCAGACAGAUGUGGAGGAGUGGACUUCCUGGGAUGAAGAUGCACCCACCAGUGUCAAAAUUGAAGGAGGGAAUGGGAGUGUGGCAACACAACAGAACUCUUUGGAGCAGCUGGAACCUGACUAUUUCAAGGACAUGACACCAACGAUCAGGAAAACCCAGAAAAUUGUCAUUAAGAAGAGAGAACCAUUGAAUUUUAGUAUCCCAGAUGGUAGCACAGGUUUUUCCAGUAGAUUGGCAGCUACACAAGACAUGCCUUUCAUUCAUCAGUCAUCAGAACUAGGUGACUUAGAUACCUGGCAAGAAAACACCAAUGCCUGGGAAGAAGAAGAAGACGCGGCCUGGCAAGCAGAAGAAGUUCUGAGGCAGCAGAAAAUUGCGGACAGAGAAAAGAGAGCUGCAGAACAGCAAAGAAAGAAAAUGGAGAAGGAAGCGCAGCGGCUGAUGAAGAAGGAGCAGAACAAAAUCGGGGUGAAACUCUCCUAACACACGCCCCCCGCCACACCCCAGUGCCAGUAGGAGAAGCCGGGACCUGCCGCCUACACAACAAGCAGUUGUAUGGACUGGAGAUGAUUUUCAGAAUACAAACACUGCUUGAUCUUAAUGUGUUCAUCGAGCCAUCCAGGACACCAGGAUUCUCCCACAGUACCUUGAACUGUCAGUAAUCAAGACUCAAAACACAGAAAUGAUGAGACAAUUAUUUUCUUCAACAUGUUCCAAAUAUAAGACAAUUGUUUGCUGUAGAGAAGUUAUUUCAAGUGGAAUAUCCCAGACCAGUACCUCUCAAGCUAGUGUUUCUAGCUGAAUAAAGUGGGUGUAAAUAAUUUUAUGGUAGAAAAGUACUCUGCUAUCUAUUAUGCUUUCAUUCAUUGUGCAUAAUUAUAAGAUAAUUUUAAUAGUCUUUGUUGCCAUGAUCACUUGACACAAAUUAAACAAAGUUUAAGUGGGGCUUUAUACCUCCUUAAUUUUGUUUUCAGGUAGUGUUGACGUACAUUUUCUUUAAUUUGAACUGGCAUUGUUUGGUACAACAUUAAGGAAUAUGAUUUGGAUUUUCAUGAAAAUACAUUAAAAUGCAAUAAUUUUAUUUAUCAAAUAUUUUGUAUAUCCUUAUUUUCUUUUGGAUGGUAUUGUAAUGUUAUCUAGAGCUGUAACUUAUAGUGCAUGUAUAAAUGUUGAGAAUCAGCUGCAGUGACAAAUCUGUAUAACUGAAGAACUAACAUUAGUAGCUGUUCCCUUUCAUUACAGACGUCAGGAUGCUCUCAGUGUCUUUAAGGAUCGUAGCUCUUCAUCCUCCUUGAAAGCCAUUAAUUUUCAAAUGCAGAAAGCCUUCAGUUUUAAUUGAUUAUAUGAAAGUGAUUCUGGAAAAUUUCUCUUUUUUUAUCUUACACAAUGCAGGGUAUCUAUAUUUUUGGCUAGAGAACAUUACAGAUUCAUUACAAACAAAUUAUAAGUAUUUUUUGUUUGUGAUAUUCAUUGUUUAAAGAAAUAAUUACAUAUUGUGUUUUAUGGGGGAAAAAUCCUAUCUCACAGUUUAAAAUACCAUUAAAUUUUCUCCACAAUUGAAAUAUAA
Messenger RNA from Alexandromys fortis (reed vole), 1984 nucleotides. It is a transcript of the gene Ebag9, whose product is annotated as estrogen receptor binding site associated antigen 9. NCBI's taxonomy places the organism in Eukaryota, Metazoa, Chordata, Mammalia, Rodentia, Cricetidae. Bases 259 to 900 code for a protein of 213 amino acids. Gene Ontology annotation, cellular component: secretory granule. The transcript has 7 exons. The record is from RefSeq and is a predicted model, not a curated record.